AUGGAGGGAAAGCUUGGUAUUGUUCUUUUUCUUGUUCUUUGCCUAAUAUGGCAAGCACAAGCUGCAGUCAACUGUACCGCCGCUGGACGCUUUGCGGAACCAGACGACACUACUUGCAAGAACUACACUCUUUGCAUCGCGUUAAGCGACUCUACAUUCGCAUCCUAUAACUACGUGUGCCCCACCACAUCUCUUUUUAACCCAACUACAUCUCUAUGUACAACAAAUUACGUCUGCAACGUUACAUCGGAUACCACUAAUACCACUGUAAAUAAUACAGUUUGCACGGAGGAUGGCUUCGUCGCAGAUCCCAGUUCCACCAAUUGCACCACUUACAUUCAAUGCGUGGAAGUCAACGGGACCUUCACUGAAAGCAGUUUAACUUGUCCGACCGACACUUUUUACAACCCAAACACAACGUUAUGUGAAACUGAUUAUAAUUGCACGUCGUCAACCAAUGACACAGAGACAGCUACCCCAUUUACUUGUUCAGCAGCUGGAAGAUUCGCAAAUUCUACGGACACUACUUGUAAGACCUAUUAUUUAUGUGUUUUAGCAUCAAAUGGAACAUAUAUAGACUAUGGAUAUACUUGCCCGACUACAUCUGUAUUCAGUCCUACGACGCAUUUGUGCACCACGAGUUAUACUUGCCCUAGU
Brenthis ino (lesser marbled fritillary) is the source of this 657-nucleotide messenger RNA. NCBI's taxonomy places the organism in Eukaryota, Metazoa, Arthropoda, Insecta, Lepidoptera, Nymphalidae. The record is from the annotation of a GenBank genome assembly.